This is a messenger RNA of Trichomycterus rosablanca, 9514 nucleotides long. RefSeq names its product APC regulator of WNT signaling pathway (gene apc). Gene Ontology annotation, molecular function: beta-catenin binding; microtubule binding; gamma-catenin binding. Gene Ontology annotation, biological process: negative regulation of microtubule depolymerization; negative regulation of canonical Wnt signaling pathway; Wnt signaling pathway. The coding region runs from base 312 to 8567 and encodes 2751 amino acids. The record is from RefSeq and is a predicted model, not a curated record. Lineage: Eukaryota; Metazoa; Chordata; Actinopteri; Siluriformes; Trichomycteridae. The transcript is spliced from 16 exons. Gene Ontology annotation, cellular component: catenin complex; cytoplasmic microtubule; beta-catenin destruction complex.
GCACUAUGCCCUUUCGACCCCCCUCACAAACUGCAACCCGCUUCACACUCCACUCCCCAUCCCUUAAGAGCUCUAAUUGAGACGGGGGACGCAGCUGCAAUUCGGAAACGAGCCAGUCGCCGUCGACCACUGCAGCGCCGGGCAUGGGCCGCCGAGCCGUUCGAUUGGCUCCCUCGACGCCCACGUGACCAGGCUUGCUGGAUGCUGCCGUGCAAAAAAAAAAAAAAAAAAAAAAAAAAGCAGGCAGCUUGAAGGGUAGAUGGGAUGGAGGCUGUCACUGCUAUCGCAAUGGGGUCAAGAGGUAGUCCAAGAUGGCUGCAGCAUCAUAUGAUCAGCUGCUAAAGCAAGUGGAGGCCCUGAAAAUGGAGAACUCCAACUUGAGACAAGAGCUGGAGGACAACUCGAACCAUCUCACCAAGCUGGAGACGGAGGCCUCUAAUAUGAAGGAGGUGCUGAAGCAGCUACAAGGAGGUAUCGAAGACGACACUAAAGAUUCCCAAGGCCAGACUGACUUUUUGGAGAGACUGAAAGAGAUGACUCUGGAGUCAAACAGUUUUUCGGGGGUGAAGCUGAGAGCGAAGCCGCCCAUGCCGGGGUCAAACCUGGGGUGCUCCGCUGACAGCAGCCCCAUGGGAUCCUUUUCCAGAAAGGGAAUGACCAAUGGUGGUCGAGACAGUGCCGGAUACCUUGAGGAGUUAGAAAAAGAAAGGUCCUUGCUGAUGGCCGAGCUGGAGAAAGAAGAAAAAGAAAAGGACUGGUACUAUGCACAAUUACAAAAUCUUACGAAAAGGAUCGACAGCCUGCCACUCACUGAAAAUUUCUCUUUACAGGCCGACAUGACUCGUAGGCAGCUGGAAUACGAGGCUCGCCAGAUCCGGGCAGCAAUGGAGGAGCAGCUGGGCACAUGCCAGGACAUGGAGAAGAGGGCACAGGUGCGUUUGGUGCGAAUCCAGCAGAUAGAAAAGGACAUGCUGAGGUUGAGACAGCACUUACAGCCCCAGCCUGUAGAACCUGAGGUCAAACAUGAUGUUGUAGCCCAGCCUGAGGUGGCACAGGCAUCGGGAGACACUGGCAUUGGGAGUGGAGCUUGCUCUCAGCAGGGUUUAAGCUCUACUCGGGAUCCAGACACAGUCAGUGAGAUGAGUAGUGGGGGAAGCUACUCGGUCCCACGCAGACUCACCAGUCAUCUAGGCACCAAGGUGGAAAUGGUGUACUCCCUGCUCUCCAUGCUGGGCACCCAUGACAAGGACGACAUGUCCCGUACUCUCCUGGCCAUGUCCAGCUCUCAGGACAGCUGCAUAGCUAUGCGUCAGUCUGGCUGCUUGCCGCUGCUCAUCCAGCUUCUGCACGGCAAUGACAAGGACUCGGUGCUGCUGGGCAAUUCCAGGGGCAGCAAGGAGGCCAGAGCCAGGGCCAGCGCCGCCCUGCAUAACAUCAUCCACUCGCAACCAGAGGACAAGCGUGGUCGGAGGGAGAUCCGGGUGCUCCACUUGCUGGAGCAGAUCAGGGCUUAUUGUGAGACCUGUUGGGAGUGGCAGGAGAGUCAUGAGCGUGGAGUAGACCAAGACAAAAACCCGAUGCCUUCACCUAUGGAGCAUCAGAUCUGCCCGGCAGUGUGUGUUCUUAUGAAGCUUUCCUUUGAUGAGGAGCAUAGACAUGCUAUGAAUGAACUGGGUGGACUGCAGGCGAUAGGGGAACUAUUGCAGGUGGACUGUGAAAUUUAUGGUCUUACCAGUGACCACUACAGUGUUACACUAAGAAGAUAUGCUGGCAUGGCUCUCACCAACUUAACAUUUGGAGAUGUAGCCAACAAGGCCACACUUUGCUCUAUGAAGGGAUGUAUGAGGGCCAUGGUAGCCCAACUGAAAUCUGAGAGUGAGGAUUUGCAGCAGGUAAUCGCAAGCGUGUUGAGGAACCUGUCUUGGCGUGCUGAUGUGAACAGUAAAAAAACACUGCGUGAGGUGGGCAGUGUUAGGGCUCUCAUGGAAUGUGCCCUAGAUGUUCAGAAGGAAUCGACGUUAAAAAGCGUCCUUAGUGCCCUUUGGAACUUAUCUGCCCAUUGUACCGAAAACAAAGCUGACAUCUGCUCUGUUACUGGAGCUUUAGCCUUUUUAGUAAGCACUCUUACCUACAGAAGCCAAACCAACACCCUUGCCAUUAUAGAAAGUGGAGGAGGCAUCCUAAGGAAUGUAUCAAGCCUCAUAGCUACAAACGAGGAGCACAGGCAAAUCCUGAGGGAAAAUAGCUGUCUGCAGACCCUUCUUCAACAUCUUAAAUCUCACAGUUUAACCAUAGUGAGCAAUGCUUGUGGAACUCUUUGGAACCUCUCUGCUCGAAAUUCCAAAGACCAGGAGGCACUAUGGGAAAUGAAUGCAGUUAGUAUGCUGAAAAACCUAAUUCACUCCAAGCACAAAAUGAUUGCAAUGGGCAGUGCUGCAGCUCUGAGAAACCUCAUGGCCAAUCGACCUGCCAAGUACAAGGACGCCAACAUUAUGUCUCCUGGAUCUAGCCUGCCUUCACUACACGUACGAAAACAGAAAGCAUUAAUUGAGGAACUAGACGCACAGCAACUUUCUGAAACAUUUGAUAACCUAGACAAUUUGAGUCCUAAAGCCUCUCACAGGAAUAAGCCUCGGCACAAGCACAACGUUUAUGGCGAUUAUGAUGGGGUAUGCCGGACAGAUGGCUAUAACGCUAGCGGUGUUGGCGUUCGCUCCCCUUACAUUAAUACACCAGUUCUCUCCAGUCCAUCGCCCCGGGAAAAUAGAGGAAAUCCGGAAAGUGUCAGGACUGAGAGGGACAAGAGUCUGGAUAGGGAGCGAAGAGGUCUGCAUCCAGAUCCUGACUCUGGGAAAAGAAUGGGAAUGCAGAUGUCUACCACUGCAGCACAAAUAGCAAUGGUAAUGGAGGAAGUACAGAGCAUGCACUUAGGCCUAGAUGACAGAAAUACAGGAUCUACUUCUGACCCUCACGCUGUGCCGGACGACAUGAUCAGACGUCAGACUGGUGUUCACAGCCACCAAAAUAUGUACAGCUUUGGUAAACCAGACACAUCAGGCAGACCCUGCCCAAUGCCCAAGCUAGAGUAUAGAGCAUCCAGUGACAGUCUAAAUAGCGUCAAUAGCGCCGAUGGUUAUGGCAAAAGAGGUCAGAUGAAACCUGUAGACUCUUAUUCUGAAGAUGAUGAAAGCAAAUGUUGUAUAUACAGAAAAUAUCCAGCUGAUCUUGCCCAUAAAAUACACAGUGCAAAUCAUAUGGAGGAUGACGAUGGAGAUCUGGACACGCCAAUUAACUACAGCUUAAAGUAUUCCGAUGAGCAGCUCAACUCUGGCCGACAAAGCCCCAACCAGAGUGAGAGGUGGGCAAGGCCCAAAAUCUUAGAUGACGAGCUUAAACGCUCAGAUCACAAACCACAAAGGUCACAAAGCCCUGGAUACCCAAUGUACCCAGAGGGAAAUGGGGAAGGUGAAGAUAAACUUAAAAAAUAUCAGCCCAUGUAUGUUAAACAGGAUAUCCCAGGAGGAUUCAGAUCAAGAGGAUCCAAUGAGCAAAACACCAGUGUGUCCAAUCACAGUAUGAACAAGAAAAUUAACCAAACAAUUUGCACUGUGGAUGAUUUUGCUGACGACAAACCAACCAACUACAGCGAGAGAUACUCAGAGGAAGAACAACUUGAUGAACAGCCCACCAAUUAUAGCAUUAAAUACAACGAAGACCACCACAUCGAACAACCUAUUGAUUACAGUCUAAAGUAUUCUGAUAGUUCCUCCAAAAAAUCAGUGUUCAGUCAUUCAAAGACAUCUUCUCAGAGCUCUGUCAAGGACCAGUUAAACCAGGACAGUUCAUCUUCUGUUUUGUCACUGAAGACUCAAAGCAGGCAAAAGCAGCUCCCACCAUCUUCGGCUCAAAAUCGACCAGGGCCUGGCAGAGCUAUUCAGAAGACGGCUUGCAAGACUCCUACAGUCAAUCAAGAAACACUACAGACCUAUUGUGUGGAAGACACGCCUAUAUGUUUCUCUAGAGGAAGCUCCCUGUCAUCCUUGUCUUCUGAAGAUGAAAUGGAUAGCUGUAAGCGGACUGUUAACGUAGCAAACAAUUAUUCAGCGGUGUCUGUUUCUGAGAAGCCGUCCAAUAAUGUUUCAGAUCAGCGCACAACAGAUAGUCAAUCAUCUGGGCAUUUUGUUAGAAUGAAGCCUGCAAGACACCAAGGGCAUGCUGCGCAUGGUGAUGGUCCCAGACAUCACAAAGCAGUAGAAUUUUCAUCUGGUGCAAAAUCCCCAUCUAAAAGUGGUGCUCAAACCCCCAAAAGUCCACCUGAGCAUUACAUACAAGAGACCCCGCUUGUGUUUAGUAGAUGUACUUCAGUCAGCUCUCUUGACAGCUUUGAGAGUCACUCCAUUGCAAGCUCUGUACAGAGCGAGCCAUGCAGCGGAAUGGUCAGCGGAAUAAUUAGUCCUAGUGAUCUUCCCGAUAGUCCGGGUCAAACGAUGCCUCCCAGCCGAAACAAGACUCCACCACCACCACCUCCACGUUCAACGUCUAUAAAGCCGAAAGUCACUGUUCUACCCCAUGCUGAGAAAAGGGAUUUUGCCCCAAGGCACGCAGCUGUCAGUGCUGCCGUUCAGAAGGUGCACGUGCUUCCAGAUAAUGACACAUUUUUACACUUUGCUACAGAGAGUACCCCGGAGGGAUUUUCAUGUGCCUCCAGCCUUAGUGCAUUAAGCCUGGAUGAACCAUUUAUUCAAAAGGAUGGCGAGUUGAAGAUAAUGCCUCCCGUUCAUGAGGAUGACCACGUGAACCUAACAGAACCAGAAAAAGAGGAGACUGAAGAGUUCAAGAGACAAGAGAAGCCUUCGGGAUCUACUGAGCCCGAGAAAGACAUACUGGACGACUCUGAUGACGACGAUGACAGCGAUAUCCUGGUAGCAUGUAUAAAUUCAGCCAUGCCCACAAAAUCUUCAAGAAAACCCAAGAAACAAACACCCCAAGCUGCCUCAAGAAUACCACCACCAGUGACCCGUAAAACAAGUCAACUCCCAGUUUACAAGCUACUUCCUUCACAAAGCAGAGUACAGCAACAGAAACAUAUGGCACUAAGUCAUGGAGAGGAUAUGCCACGGGUAUAUUGUGUUGAAGGUACUCCUACCAACUUUUCCACAGCGACUUCUCUUAGUGACCUUACUAUUGAUUCACCACCGAAUGAGUUAGCUACCAUUGACAUCUCAGCAUCCCAAGCAGAGGCAUCCAAUCUCAGACGAGACACCGUCCCAGAAGGAAAAAGUGCAGAAACGCAGAAUAUUGGGGUUUCUUUUAAUGCACAGUGUGCAUCUAACGAGAACGAAGGGGAUGACAUUCUUGCCGAGUGUAUUAAUUCCGCAAUGCCAAAAGGUAAAAUACACAAGCCUUUUAGAGUGCAGAAAAUGUCUGAUCAACCUCACCAUCCUCCUACCGCUACUGGCAGUCUAGUUCAGCAAGGGAUUGAAAAGAAGAAGCCAACUUCCCCAGUAAAACCUAUGCCACAGAGCAGUGAGUAUAGAGCAAAAAUGAUAAAGCGACCAGAAGCCCCCAGUAACUUAUCAGAAGCAGCAUCAUAUCCUGAUGAAAACACUGAAACAAAAAGAACAGACUGUAAAAUAGGUCCCAGAGGGUUCGCAGACAAGACUGCCAAUCCUGAAGAAAGAACACGUCCAGGUUUUGCCUUUGAUUCUCCGCAUCAUUACACUCCAAUUGAAGGCACCCCUUAUUGUUUUUCACGAAACGAUUCACUAAGUUCACUUGACUUUGAAGAUGACGAUCUCGAUCUUUCUAAAGAAAAGGCUGAGCUUCGAAAAAACAAGGAACACAGAAAAGCACCGCCUUCAAAAAGCCACCAAGAGCGUUCUGAAAAUGCCAACAGAGUGACUUCUUUUCAGAGUUCCUCAGCCAAGCCUCUUCAAAAAACAAAUUACCCAAUGGCAUCCAAAGAAAACACAGGACCAGUGCCUGAUGAAAAGCAGAACUUUGCAAUUGAAGACACUCCUGUGUGUUUUUCAAGAAAUUCCUCUCUGAGUUCACUAAGUGACAUUGAUCAAGAAAACAACAACAAAGACUGUUCACACAAAGACGACCCACCUCAAGUGGAAAUGCCCAGGCCUCAAGUGUCUGGCUAUGCUCCGAAAGCCUUUCAUGUUGAGGACACUCCUGUUUGUUUCUCUCGAAAUAGUUCUCUCAGCUCACUUAGUAUUGAUUCUGAAGAUGACCUUCUACAAGAGUGUAUCAGUUCUGCAAUGCCAAAGAAAAAGAAGCAGCCACCAAGAAGUAAGAGUGAUGAGCAAGGGGUUAAAGAGGAGAAAAGCCUGAUGGCUGAUGGCAUUUUAGCAGAAGAACCAGACCUCAUUCUCGAUCUCACGGAUACCCACAGCCCUAUUUCAGAGCAAGGCUUAUCACCAGACUCCGAAUCAUUUGACUGGAAAGCCAUUCAAGAAGGUGCCAAUUCAAUCGUUAGCAGUUUACACCAGGCUGCUGCCAGUCUGUCUAGGCAAGGCUCGUCUGAUUCAGACUCUAUUCUUUCUCUGAAAUCUGGUAUAUCUAUUGGGUCCCCUUUCCACCUGCCUGCAAAUCAAGAUGAUAAUAAGACUGCUUCUCAAAAAGGACCAAGAAUUUUAAAACCUGGUGAGAAAGGCACUUUGGAGAACAAAAAGAAAGAUGAAGAAGCUGCAAAAAGCUUAAAAGGUGGCAAGAAAGUGUAUAAAAGUCUUAUCACUGGAAAACCACGACCAAGUCUUGAGAGCAUAGCCUCUCAACAGAGACAACCUCAAGUUCCUGUGGUUCCAAGAGGAAGAACAAUGGUUCAUGUGCCCGGAGUGAGAAGCAGUUCUCCCAGUACCAGCCCCAUCCCAAAAAAGCCUCCUACACGUGGCCAGAUUGCAAAACCCCCAGUCCAGGGACCAAAUUCAGGAAACUCACCAAGAACCAUGAAGACGCCAUCAAAGUCAGAUCCUAGCCCAGCCAGAGAGACGCCUGUGCCUCAAGGAGGGUCAAGCAAAACCCCUUCACGAUCAGGAUCCAGAGAUUCCACACCAUCAAGACCACCUCAACAGUCUCUUGCUAGACCCAUGCAGUCUCCUGGUCGCAACUCUAUCUCACCAGGCAGGAAUAGCCUAACUCCUAACAAAUUUUCCCAGAUUCCUCGGACCGUUUCCCCUAGUGCUGCAUCGAAACCCCCAGGCUCUGGCCGAAUGUCUUAUGCUUCUUCAGGAAGACAGUUGGGUCAGCAAACUCCUCCAAAACAAACUGGGCUGCCAAGAAGUGCCAGUGGUAUACCAAGGAGCGAAUCUGCCUCCAAAAGUCUAAAUCAGACUGGAUCCACGGGCCCUUCAAAAAAGGCAGAGUUGUCUCGGAUGUCCUCCACAAAAUCAAGUGGGAGUGAGUCUGACCGAUCAGAGAAGCCUGGACUUGUUCGCCAGUCCACGUUUAUCAAAGAGGCACCUAGUCCAACACUUAAAAGGAAAUUAGAAGAAUCUGCUUCCUUCGAGUCCUUGUCUCCUUCUUCUCCUAGCCAGUCACAAACACCAGUAUCAAGCCCAUCUUUACCAGACAUGUCUCUUAGUUUGCCCUAUCAAGCAGGCAACUGGAGAAAGUCCCCUCAAAGCCAAAACUCAUCUGAAAAUGGAGAUGGGAAGGCAUCUAAACGUCAGGAUGCCUCCCGGUCUCAUUCGGAGAGCCCCUCAAGGCUCCCAGUUAACAGAACAGGGACAUGGAAACGGGAGCACAGCAAACAUUCAUCUUCUCUUCCAAGGGUUGGAACUUGGAAAAGAACGGGCAGUAGCUCCUCCAUACUGUCUGCGUCAUCCGAGUCCAGUGAUAAAGGCAGAAGUGAGGAUGAACGUCAGCCAUCGAAUCCGCCUCAGAGAUCUGGACAAAACAAGGAGGGUGGACUAGAAAGGAAAGGAACAUGGAAGAAGGUGAAAGACUGUGAAACUGGACCACCCAUGACUCUAGACCUACCAGAUUUAACAAGUGAUUCAGCCAGUGCCCAAUCCAAGAAUGAGGAUGUCUGGGUGAGAAUAGAAGAUUGCCCUAUUAAUAGCCCUAGGUCUGGCAAGUCACCGACCGGAAACACACCUCCAGUAAUCGAUGGUUUUUCUGGAAAACUACACCCCAGUGAUUGGGACUUGACUGAAAUGCAGCAUAAGCAGCCAACAAUCAACGAGCAUCCAGCCGGUCGGCGUCCUGGAUCGGAAACUAAUCUGAACUUGAUCAGAAGUUGUGAGAGCCUUGAGAAAAAGGUGACUGACAUCAAGCCUGUCUUAAGCAAUCCCAAUAUUGCCACAGAAGUCCAUGAGCUCACCAUUGCUGAGCGCACGCCUUUCAGCUCUACCAAUUCCAGCAAACACAGCUCCCCUAGUGGGGCUGUCGCUGCUAGAGUUAGUCCUUUUAAUUACACGCCAAGCCCUAGAAAGAGCAGCGUUGAAGGUCUAAUGCCGAGACCAUCUCAAAUCCCUACUCCAGUUAACAGUAGUGUCAAGAAGAGAGACUCCAAAUCUGACACAACCGAGAGUGGGUCCUAUAUUGUCACGUCUGUGUAAAAACUUUGUGUAUUGGACAGAAUAAUACUUAACCUAACUUGGUAUCAUUUUAGUUUUAUUUUGGGACGGGGCGUAUUGUAGUUAAAUGAGAUGUAUGACUGUACUUUUGCUGGUAGAAUUGUAACAGGUGCACUUGGUUAAUGAGAGAUGAGAGAGUAGGACUGCAAAGGGUAUUAUUUGUACAGAUUUAAUUAUGUAUAUAUUUAAUUUAAACUUACGGCAAGAUGUAUCUUGCUUAACCUGACCUAGAUAAUGCCAUAUUCGGGGUGUUAAAAUACCUUUGGUGGACCUCAUCACUAAUGAAUUUAAUUUUUAAGCAAAACUGUACAUCUCGAUUAAUUCCAUUCAACUUAUUUUUAUUGCCACCUAUUGUAUGUUAUGACUUCUGUUCCUUGCAUGAUCUGAUCCGAUGUUCUGCUGUUUCUUGAAGGUGGACACAUGCUGUACUGUUAGCUGUAGCGUAAUAUUUUACACUUUCGUCUGUGCUUUUCUGACUUUGGAAAAAAGGCUGAUAUUUACAGUGGACAUAGAUGAUAUAAAAGAUAGAUAGAUUCAUUGCUCUGAUGUUCGUGUAUACUGUUUGCAGGUCAGCUAAAUAUCUUCAAAAUGACAGUUUGGUCUUGGAAAAACUGAAGUUAUUUCUCAUUUAAAUUAUUACUGUAGGGUUUGGUGUUUGUACCCUUUUUUAAAAACCUGUUUACACUUACACUUUAUUUAAAGUAAUUGUGAAAGCACAUGAUCAGAUAUACUCCUGACAAAAAAACUUGAAUAAUCUCUUUUAUCUUCCGUGUAAUAAAUUAGGCUGACGUUUGACAUGCAUUUCAAAUUAAAUAGCAAAUCAGCAUAAUAAACCUAAUUAUUUGGUGCGUGUUGAUUCAUGUGUGUAAUGAACCCGAAUGUUUACAUACCUUAUGAUAUUUUUUUGGUUUUCAUUGCCUCUCAAUAAA